AUGGAGAAAAAAUCCAAAUCAGUAGAAGAUAUAUUGGAGAUAAGAACAAAAGUUGUGCUUGUAGAUGGAUUGAAGUACCCUACCUACAUGGUUGCUGCUGUCCAAGAAUUUCCAGAGUCAUUGGGAGAGGAGGGAAAUGUUGAAGAGAAAUUCCCGUCGUCGUCAUCGUCGUCCUCGAGAGCUCGCUGCAGCCUCGCCUCCAAUUUCACUUCUCGCAGGCUCGCUCUCUUUCACCUCGGCAGCGCUAUACCUCAAGCACAGUUGUUCCAAGGAAAAGCUUCUAACUUAAACAGAGUAGAUGGUAACAGCACAGAGACCACCGGGACCAGGAAUAUAAUUCAAGCAAGCACCAGUCUUACCCAAGAUAGUGCCAUUGAAUGGGCAAACAAUGACAAGCGGAGGCUCCUUCAUGUUGUUUAUCGUGUUGGGGAUUUGGACAGAACAAUAAAAUUCUACACAGAAUGCUUGGGCAUGAAGUUGCUGCGAAAACGAGAUAUACCUGAGGAAAAAUAUUCAAAUGCUUUCCUUGGAUAUGGGCCUGAAGACUCGAAUUUCGCUGUGGAAUUAACUUACAAUUAUGGGGUUGACAAGUAUGAUAUCGGAUCUGGUUUUGGUCAUUUUGGUAUUGCAACUGACGAUGUUUACAAGAUGGUGGAUCUUAUAAAAGCCAAGGGGGGCAAGGUUACAAGGGAACCAGGUCCCGUGAAAGGUGGCAGUACUGUAAUUGCUUUUGUUGAAGAUCCUGAUGGUUACAAGUUUGAGCUCUUGGAAAGGAGUUCUACACCAGAGCCUUUGUGCCAAGUAAUGCUUCGAGUGGGAGAUCUUGAUCAUUCCAUAAAUUUCUAUGAGAAGGCUUUUGGUAUGAAGCUUUUGCGCAAGAGAGAUAAUCCUGAGUAUAAGUAUACGAUAGCAAUGAUGGGCUAUGGUCCUGAAGACCAAAACACAGUUUUGGAGUUGACAUAUAACUAUGGCGUAAAAGAAUAUGACAAAGGAAAUGCCUAUGCCCAGAUUGCAAUAGGCACAGAUGAUGUUUACAGAACUGCAGAAGCUAUCAAGCUGUUUGGUGGGAAGAUUACUCGUGAGCCAGGUCCCUUGCCGGGAAUCAAUACCAAGAUCACUGCCUGCUUGGAUCCUGAUGGUUGGAAAUCAGUAUUUGUUGACAAUAAAGAUUUUGCAAAAGAGUUGGAGUGAUAUUUGAGAUUUCCUUACCAAGUCUGCCGCUUCCAUGAUAUGGCCUUCACCUCCAGGGAUUUGAUCAGCCUGAGGGGGUUAUGCCCAUUCAUUGGAUGAUUCAGGUCUGUGAAUCUGCAGCGCAACAAGUAAAUAAUUGAACUGAAGGUAGAACUGGACCCACGUCUGUAUAUUUCACGAGCCUUUAAUCUGACUAUUAUGUGUUCCAGCUGUAUCAGUGUUUGUGCUCUGGCACUUUUAUCGGUCAUGUUCUGUUCUAUGUGAAGCAUACAUCUAUUCCAGUAAUUUAUCCAAGUAUG
Molecule: messenger RNA, 1490 nt
Organism: Asparagus officinalis (garden asparagus)
Lineage: Eukaryota; Viridiplantae; Streptophyta; Magnoliopsida; Asparagales; Asparagaceae
Product: putative lactoylglutathione lyase
Exons: 12
Coding region: 1-1191 (396 amino acids)
Cellular component (GO): cytoplasm
Molecular function (GO): metal ion binding; lactoylglutathione lyase activity
Source: RefSeq, a predicted model, not a curated record